This is a messenger RNA of Crotalus tigris (Tiger rattlesnake), 2398 nucleotides long. RefSeq names its product G protein-coupled receptor 157 (gene GPR157). Bases 474 to 1490 code for a protein of 338 amino acids. Gene Ontology annotation, molecular function: G protein-coupled receptor activity. Gene Ontology annotation, biological process: adenylate cyclase-activating G protein-coupled receptor signaling pathway; cell surface receptor signaling pathway. NCBI's taxonomy places the organism in Eukaryota, Metazoa, Chordata, Lepidosauria, Squamata, Viperidae. Gene Ontology annotation, cellular component: plasma membrane. The record is from RefSeq and is a predicted model, not a curated record. The transcript is spliced from 5 exons.
GCCGCGCCCCCUUUUGGCAAUCCCGGGAGAGCCUUGCAGACCCUCCCCAGCAGAGCCCCGGGCUUGCACUCUGUGCAUGCUCAGGAGCCGCCCUCUCCUUGGCGCGCGCGCGGGGGGGGGGGAAGGCGUCUGUCCAGCGCCAGAGCGCAGGCGGAGCGGCCCGAAGGAGGAGUCACGCGUCACCGGAGUGGGUGUGUGGUUGUGUGUGUGUGUGUGUGUGUGGCGCGCCGUGGGGCGUCUGGCCCUUCCCGGCUGGGGCUCCGGUGCCUCCGCCCUGCAGAACCCGGCGCCGUCCACCCUCCGCCCCCCCCCCCAGCCGGAGGGAAGGGGAGCCGCGCCCCGGAGCUGCCGUGAGAGCAAGGAGGAAGGUCGGCGGCGCGGCUUUUGCGCUCCGGAGACCCCUUGUUUCGUUCCUCGCUCGCCUCUUUCCCUUUCUUUCCGCUUUCCCUUUCGCCCCCCCCCUUUCCCCCGCCAUGCUCCUGCGGGAUCCUCCCGCCACGCUGGUCUCCCCCUGGGAACGCGGGGUGGUGCUCCUCUCCUGCGCCUUCUCGGUGCUGGGCUGCUGCCUGCUGCUGGGCACCCAGGCCCGCUGGCCGGAGCUCCGGACGCGGCCGCGCCAGCUUCUCUCCUGCCUCUCCGGGGCCGACCUGCUCUCCGCCGCCUCCUACGCCUACGGGGUGCUGAAGGACUUCGAGGCCUCGUCCUGGGACUGCGUGGCGCAGGGCGCCCUCUCCACCUUCGCCAACACCAGCUCCUUCUUCUGGACAGUGGCCAUCGCCCUGGACCUCUACUUCGCCAUCGUCCGCGGCUCUCCCAGCUCCGCCAGCUUGCUCAGCUUCUUCCACUUGGUGAGCUGGGGGGUUCCCCUUGGCAUCACCGCAGCUGCUGUGGCCUUGAAAAAAAUCGGUUACGACGCGUCGGAUGUCUCGGUGGGCUGGUGCUGGAUUGACAUCAACGCAGAGGACCGGCUCCUUUGGAUGCUGCUGGCGGGGAAAUUGUGGGAAAUCCUCGCUUACGUGACCUUGCCGGUUUUUUACGUCCUGAUAAAGAAGCACAUCAACCGAGCGCACACAGCCCUCUCCGAGUAUCGGCCCAUUUUGUCCAGGGCCCCAUCGUCCCACCCAGGAGCAGCAUCCGGGGCAGACAAGAAGCUGACCUUAAUCCCGAUUGUUUUCAUCUUUCUGCGUGUCUGGAGCACCAUCCGGUUUGUGCUGACCCUGUCCGGCUCUCCUGCAGACCAAAACUGGCUCCUGGUGGUGCUUCACGGAAUCGGAAACACUUUUCAAGGAGCUGCAAAUUGCAUUCUCUUUGUCUUUUGCACCCGAGUCGUCCGGAAUAAACUCUUUUCGUCCUUGUGCUGCUGGCGAUACUCGAAUCCAGAGCCUCCUCCGCCAAGUUUGGAGACCAGCUUCCAGGCUGAGGCUCCCCUUUGCAAAGACUGGGAGCUGCGAGGCAGCAAUAGCACAGGGGCAGACGCAUCCAGCCCUUGAACUUGGCCUGUAUCGGGAUGGAAAUCACCCUUUUGCCUGGUGGGACUCUCACCGUGAGUGUUUCUAGUUUGCCCACAUUUUGCAAGACAGGAAACCAAGAUGCCUAUCACGGAUGAUAUCAACAACAUAAUAAGACUUUUGGACUUUUUUAUAGAAAAAAAGAAAAACGUUCAAUUUUUCACCAUACGACGGCUGGAUCGGUCUUACUCCAAAUUAACUUUCUCAGGGCGUGAUGGUUUUUUUUUUUUUCUCCUUUUUUUUUUUUAAAGACGCUACGAAGACAUGUUUUUAUUUUUUUUAACUUGGGCAUUAAGAAUAAAAGAGGAGAAAGUGUUGAAUUAAAUGUUAAGGGACAAGAUGACCCACGUUUAAGGGGGAGAGAAGAGGCAUGGCUGUCAACACCCUAUUUGGAAAUCAGAGAAGAGAGAGCGAGACACUACAAGUCCCAUCAUCCUCAACUAGCCUGAUCAGGGAUGGAUGUUGGAGUCAAGCAGCUGCCUACAAAUUUCUUCUUGAAACGAAGCAUCCAAGGUGGAUACUUGAAGGUGGUAUAGUCUUCCCAUCUGGAAGGACUGUAACAUGGUGCAUAUUGGUUAAUUUCUAUUUUAUUGCAACCCACCUAAGAAAGUAAUGGAGUCUCAAGUGGACACCCCCAAUUUUGGGGGACGCUGGUUUGUUUUGCCUUCGAAUAAAUGCUGCAAAUUUUUUGGGGGGGCAGGCUGAUUUUUUUUUUCUCGUUCUGUAUACCUCACUUCUCUCUGCGUGUUUGUGUGUUUUUAAACACCGAUGCAACAGAACUCUUAAAUGUACAGAUUAAGAUUGAAUUUUCCAUCCGCCUUGUCGAAAGCGGCCUUUGAACAAAAGUGUGUGCUUUUUUAAAAAAAAUAAAUGAGCCUUGAAUAGAUGGA